AUGUUCAGCAAAAUCUUAGCUUUCGGUGCUCUGGUAGCCGCCGCCAACGCCGGCCUCCUGCAUGGGCAUGGCGCCUCCGUGUCCUCUCAGAGCAUAGUUCGCCACGAUUCUGGCUACGCCGCUGCCCCUAUCGCCUACGCUGCGGCUCCCAUAGCACACGCCGCUGCACCUCUUGCCCACACUGCUCAAUACGCCCCAGCAGCUCACUACGCCGCACCUGCCGCCUACUCCGAAGGCCAUGACUACUAUGCUCACCCCAAGUACGACUACUCUUACUCCGUGGCGGACCCACACACUGGCGACCACAAGUCCCAGCACGAGAUCCGCGAUGGUGACGCAGUACAUGGAUCAUACACACUCCUACAGCCCGACGGCUCCGUCCGCACUGUUGACUACAGUGCCAAUGACCACACCGGUUUCAACGCCGUCGUCCAUAACUCCGCACCAGCAGUACAUCCCGCACCCGCUCACGGCUACCGCCAUUAU
Messenger RNA from Iphiclides podalirius (scarce swallowtail), 486 nucleotides. The record is from the annotation of a GenBank genome assembly. Lineage: Eukaryota; Metazoa; Arthropoda; Insecta; Lepidoptera; Papilionidae.